Molecule: messenger RNA, 4700 nt
Organism: Poecilia reticulata (guppy)
Lineage: Eukaryota; Metazoa; Chordata; Actinopteri; Cyprinodontiformes; Poeciliidae
Source: RefSeq, a predicted model, not a curated record
GAAAGAGGAGGAAAAACUCAGCAGCAGCGCGGUUUCAUCUGAGCCACGCUCUCGCUGCAGUUGUUAAUAAGGAAGCAGCGCACAUGGACUCCGAAAGGAUCAUCCGGCUGAUGCAAUAAAACUUCAGGGCAUCUCGGAGAAGCUCCACUCUCCACAUUAGCAGACUUUGAAGUUGCGGAGUGUGGUGUAAAUUGUCAAGAAACCUAAGCAUCGAGGUAUUUUUGUGUCCCUUUGGCGCUAACAGAGAUGAUUCUGGCUAAAUUACAAGGCAUUGGGAAGCAGCUCCUGAGGGUGAAGGUUGUGGACUGCAGCUUAGACGAAACCCGGCUGGCCCGAUGCCUCAGGACCUUUGACCUGGUGGCCCUGGGCGUUGGGAGCACAUUGGGUGCCGGUGUUUAUGUGCUCGCUGGUGCCGUAACUCGUGAAACCGCUGGACCUGGCAUCGUCCUCUCAUUUCUCAUUGCUGCGCUAGCUUCCGUGCUAGCCGGUCUGUGCUACGCUGAGUUUGGAGCCCGUGUCCCGAAAACCGGCUCAGCUUACCUCUACUGCUAUGUGACGGUGGGAGAACUGGGGGCUUUUAUUACGGGCUGGAACCUCAUUCUUUCCUAUGUCAUUGGAACUUCAAGUGUGGCGAGGGCUUGGAGCGCCGCCUUUGAUGAGCUCACCGGAAAGCACAUUGAGCAAUUUUGCAAACAACACAUGAAAAUUAAUGUACAGUGGCUGGCAGAGUAUCCGGACAUAUUUGCUGUCUUCAUCAUUCUCUCUCUGACAGCGUUGCUUGCUUUUGGAGUCAAAGAAUCGGCCAUGGUGAAUAAAGUAUUCACUUGCGUCAAUGUGCUUGUCCUGCUGUUUGUGAUCAUCUCUGGACUGGUUAAAGGAGACCUAAAAAACUGGAAACUGAACCCUGAAGAGAUCCUCAACGCCACUGGAAAUGCCACCAAUAAUACUUCAUUUCCCCACCCUGAAACUCUUGGUGCAGGCGGCUUCAUGCCGUUCGGGUGGACUGGGAUCCUCUCUGGUGCAGCCACCUGUUUUUAUGCCUUUGUGGGGUUUGACUGCAUUGCCACUACAGGAGAGGAAGUGAAGAACCCCCAGAGGGCCAUUCCCAUCGGCAUUGUGGCCUCUCUCCUCAUCUGUUUCGUGGCUUACUUCGGCGUUUCGGCGGCUCUCACUGUUAUGAUGCCGUACUACAUGCUGGACAAGAACAGCCCUCUUCCAGUGGCCUUUCAGUAUGUAGGCUGGGAGGGAGCCACUUAUGCAGUAGCCAUUGGCUCUUUAUGUGCUCUGUCGACCAGCUUGCUGGGCUCCAUGUUCCCAAUGCCAAGAGUGAUCUGGGCCAUGGCGGAGGAUGGCCUGCUCUUCAAAUGUUUGGCUAAAAUCAGCUCGCGAACCAAAACCCCGCUAACAGCUACAGUAACCUCCGGCAUGGUCGCAGCUGUGAUGGCUUUCCUGUUUGAGCUAAAGGACCUGGUGGAUCUCAUGUCUAUUGGCACUUUACUGGCCUAUACUCUGGUUGCUGCCUGUGUUUUGGUACUCAGGUACCAGCCUGAGCAGCCGAGUACGGCCUAUGAGAUGGCCAACACCCAGGAGGAGCCGGAGUCUUGCAGCGAAGGGAACUCUGACGUCUUUCCUCAACCAGAAGAUACGAUCAGCAUCAAGAAUCUCCUGUCCCCCUCCAACCCCGAACCCUCUCCUCUGUCUGGUCGUACCGUCAAAAUCUGCACCAGCAUAAUUGGUGUAAUGGUGUGUGUUUUCAGUGCUGUUGCUGCUCAACAAACUCUGGCCCCCUGGGCUGUGGCUCUGAUGAGUGUUAGCAUGGCGGUUUGUGUGCUUCUCACCUUUGUUAUAUACAGGCAGCCUCAGAGCAAAGCCAAGCUGGCUUUUAAGGUUCCCUUGGUGCCCUUCGUUCCCAUCACCAGCAUGUUUGUCAAUGUCUACCUGAUGAUGCAGCUCAACAAAGGAACCUGGGUGCGCUUUAGCAUUUGGAUGCUGAUAGGUAUCUUUAUCUACUUCGUCUAUGGCUUUCGGAACAGCGCAGAGGCGACCAGGUCUGAUGCCUGCUCAAUAAAAGGAGAGCCAAUGACUAGAGAAAAGGAGGCCUUGAACACACCAAACUGCACUCGAGACGGUGACGACUGAUGAGGAAAUGAGCGCUUGCACACUUUGAGAUUUUCUGAAACGGCUGCACAGAAAACACUGCAGAUCCGUGCAUGCAUGCAUCUUUGAAUGUCUGUUUUUAAAGUUGGCUAUCUCCAAAUUGACGACAUGCCAAAACAACAAACACAUUUUCAGUGAUAUAUUUGUUGUGCAGAUUUAGCUGUGGCUCACAGACUCGGAGCCUAAUGUUUUAAUAUCUGUUGUUUACUGUGAAUUACAGAGAUUAUUAAUAGAGCUGACAGUUACCCACUCAGUUUUCUGCCGGACCACCUAACUCAUAUGUUAAGUGUUGGGUGCAUUGAAAAAAAUGUACUUAUGUUACUGAAAAAAUAGUUGCUUUAUGCAUUAAUUUUACAUCUCAAGGAAAUGCAUUAUGCUGCCUUCGAUUUGCUGCUCAAAUUAGAGCAAUAUUUGACGCAUUGCUCUAAUCGCAAAUUAGAGCAAUGCGUCAACGUAUUGCAAAUUAGCCGAUCAAUGACACAAGUUUGUUGGGUGUAAAGAUGAGUGUUGUUUUCAUGAGGGGAAAUUGCACGUUUUAUCUGAAACCUGCAAAGCUGCUAAUACGGAGUUUUUAUCAGAUACUUGAGAUGGUGCCUUUUUCCCAAAGAAAUGUCACAACUUCAAAGGUGAGAUCCUUUAAACAUUUGAUACUUGUUAUGAGAUGAAAAUGCAGUUAGUUAUCUGUGUAUAAAGUAUUCUCUGGAGUAUGAAAAUCCAGUUUUAAGGAAUAUGGAGAAUUUUAUUUUUGGACCAUUUUUACAUUUUUGUGCAUAUGCAUGUAAACAGGAAGAACAGUUUUAACAUUGUGGUCAAGUUUUGUUUGAGUGGCCAAAACUAGCUUAAUUUCCUCUUCUCAAGCUCACUGUGGCAGCUGCAGCAGGUGUCUUUUUAAAGAAUUUUCUUCCCAAGUGCAGCUCCGAGCCAUUCAAGCCAUUUGCCCAGAAAUCAGUGCUGAACGUAUGCUUCAAAAUUCAGUAGCUUUAAAGUUGCUCAUUAUGUUUCAUCAGUAAUGCGUGGUUAGCAUUACCACUGUCACUGUGUUGCAUUUAAGUCACUCACCAGUGAUAUUCCAGACGUUGUAUUACCUUUUCUUCACAAGAGCAGCAACUAUUUUGACCUUUCAAGUAGUUUGAAGGUCACUCUUACAUGUCUAAAGAUACGUUUUACAGUCACAAUCUUUAGUAAACUUGCAUAUUUCUCCUGUUAACUCUGCUUUCAUGUGGAACAUGCUAGGCUAAUGCCAGCAUGUUGAUUGAGUUUUGAUGUGACUUGAUAAUUUGGGAAAAUAUCUGAUCGAUUUUUAGAAGAAUCUUGCAUUCAAAUGUUUAUUCUCCUAUUUUAUAAACUUAGAACUCUGCUUUGAUUAUCAUCAAAUUGAUUGAUCUGUGUUUCAACUGGAUUCUUGUCUCCCCCCAUCAACAGCUGUCUGUUGUACAGCAUACAGAACUGGUGAUAUGAUAAAGACAGACUCAAAGCUACAACAGCCAAAAGAGUCUCUUUCUUUUGUGGUGGCCUUCAUCGCAAAUUAUUUUAAACACUUUUUAUUGUUUGUGAUUAUUCUGAUUGUUAGAUCAACAAAAUAAUCUGGAAAAGUUUUGCAACUUCAUCUCCUCUGCUUUUAAAAAACUCAGUUUGCUUUGAGGUUGGCUAACGUAAAAUCACCGCCUGUACACAAUGGAUAUAAAGAGUGAAGCUUACCAAGAGAUGCCUACACCGAUCAUGUAUAAAAUGUCUUGCUCUGGACCCUCUUGAGAUGCUUGGGAUUGUACUAGGACAUGCCUAAUUAGGACGUACCCCAACCAGGACUAUGCUAUUUGUUAUACAAUUCACUGAUGAUGACAAUGAAAGUUACUGUGACUGUGUGAAGAUCCACGAGGCAGCUCAAACGUGAAUGUUACAUGUCAAAAUGGCAACUAGGUGAAAUGUGUGCAUUAGAAAAUUUCCAUUUUAAAUUUCUACCAUGGAUUUACCUAUAAACUUGAAUACGAUUUGCAUUCAUAUAGGGUUCUACUUAUCUUCCGUUAACUUGUCUGCUGGACUUGAAUUCAGUUCUGGUAAAUUUCUAUGGUUCCAUGCCAGGACACUGCUCUAUUUAUUAACAUGGUGUGUUGAUCUUUGUCACAGUGUCAGUGUGCUGGCUUUCAUGUAAGAUAACAAACAAUGUACAUAAAAUGUAACUCUGCUCAGAUUUUAUUGAACAGUCAGUGUGGUUGUGUUUCAUGUUUUAAUUCAUGUUGUAAAUACCAAUAACAAUGUAAGGGAAUUUGCCAAAUUUACUCAAACUUGGUUGGCUUGUAAAGGUUUUUUUUUUUUUCCACCUUCCAAAUGAAACAUUUACCAUGCAGACUAUGCUACAGUGUUCAAAUGCAAUGUGACAAAUUGGACAGUUUUCCGGGUGCUCGUUAAUAUUCAUUAACCUACUUUUUUUUUUUUUGCAGCAUUCUGGUAAAUAUCUACAGUCCAAAUUAGUAUUUGAGAUGCUGUUUUCUGUUUAUGGAUUUAUUUGGUUCUGUAAAUAAAUCAAGGUGAAUGUUUAAACCAAA